AUGUAUCAUCUGCAGAACAAACAUAAAGAGAGGAGCAUGUCGAUCGAUGACCGCGAAAACCAUGCAGCGACGCAUCACAACACGACCGAGGCCAACCUCGACCACGAGUCCAUGAGAAUUGCCAGGGAAAUCGCUCAAAGACGGGUCAGCAAUCAGAUGCAAAUGAACGAGGAGGGCCACCCGAACCUGAAGUUUGACGUGGAUCCACUCGAGCCAGACUACUCUCUUCUGCCGUCACAGAGAGCACUAUGUGCGAAGCAACAGCGUGAAGGCAAAGGCGGGACGCCGUCUGAGAUUACAGCUGCAUCCCGAACAGAGCGUAAAAGCUCCAUUGUCGAGAAGGUCCAGAGGUUUGGGUGA
Cladophialophora bantiana CBS 173.52 is the source of this 360-nucleotide messenger RNA. RefSeq lists its product as uncharacterized. Bases 1 to 360 code for a protein of 119 amino acids. The transcript has 3 exons. The record is from RefSeq and is a predicted model, not a curated record. Lineage: Eukaryota; Fungi; Ascomycota; Eurotiomycetes; Chaetothyriales; Herpotrichiellaceae.